GGGAGUUAUCUAUACGUACUCGAUUAAAACAUUUUGUUUUGUUAAGUGAUUGAUACUUUCCCUUGUCCAAAUUUCAAAAAUAUUUUCAUGAUCGAAUAAAUAUUUAUGUCGGUAUUAUUUACCGAGCUUUAAGUUUAAUUCUAUGAUGGAUGCAGAAAUAAACAAAGAAGAUCUUACCAAAUUUAAUAUAUCUAUUUUUCAGUUACCAACUAGAGAACGUUUGUCAUGUAUGCUUAAUGCCAAAAAGGUACUUCCUUCCCCUGAAAAUUUUCCUAGAGAUUGGAGAGGAUUAUGCACAUUAUUAAAUUAUACUAUACCAUCAGGAUGUGAUCCUAUUGAUCCAGUUGGAAAAAUUUUUAAAUUUUGUGAACAUAAAGUUACCAUAGCAUAUUUUAUUCAAUGUUUGGAACGGUUGGAUAGAUAUGAUGUUGUUGAUGAAAUUGAAGAAAUGAUUAAAAAUGAUGUGACAGCUUGGAAAAAAAAACAAUUUUCUGUAGUAAACCCUGUUCCAGUUAUAACUCACCAAGAAAAUGAUUCUGAUAUUAUUACAUUGGAUGACAUUAAUAGAUCAACAAAUGGACUUCCCUUAACAAGGUAUGAUGCAUUUUUGUUAUAUGAUGAUGCUGAUAUUAAAUCAGCCAGUGAAAUUGUACAAAGAUUGGAAGAAAUUUAUAAUCUAAAAUUAUGCUUAAAAGAUCGUGAUUUAAGGCCUGGCAUUAUGUUUGAAUAUCAAGCAAUUAUAAGAUUGAUAUCUGAUCGAUGUAAUUGGUUGAUAACAAUUGUGUCAAAUAAUUUUCUUAAAAGUCCUUGGAACAGGUUUAUUAUUAACUAUACACAAGUUUUAGCUAUAGAACAACGUAUUCCAAAAAUUAUUCCAUGUGUAUUUGAUGAAUGUAUUUUACCUCAAGAACUCAAAUGUUAUGUCCAUUUAUUUUUUAAUAGGAGUAAUCAUUUUUGUGAUCCAUGGGCUAGAUUAAGAAUCACUAUUUCACCUAGCCUACUCAAUAAUAAUAUAAGUGAAAAUGUUUGUGACAAAAGUUUCAAGUUAAAUGAUUCUACUAAAAGUCAUACCAAAGAAAUAGAACAAUUGGAUCAAUUGAAAAUAUCUAAAGAUAAUGUAUACGUCUCUUCAAAAAAGAAAAAUAUUCUUGGUAGAUUUGUGCAUUCAGUUGGAAGCUUUUCUAGUAAAAUUACACAGUUAAAAUCAAACAAAAAUAAAAAUUUGAAAAACAAAAUACAAAUUUCUAGUACAUGAGUUAAUUUAUAUUUUUCAUAUAAAGAUAAAAUAAAUUUAAUUAUUUUAUAAUAGCUAAUAUUAAACUGUUUUAUGAGAACGUAAAAGUUAAAACUUGUAAAUAAUAUUA
Messenger RNA from Daktulosphaira vitifoliae (grape phylloxera), 1364 nucleotides. RefSeq names its product myeloid differentiation primary response protein MyD88 (gene Myd88). The transcript is spliced from 7 exons. The coding region runs from base 143 to 1255 and encodes 370 amino acids. Gene Ontology annotation, biological process: Toll signaling pathway; innate immune response; MyD88-dependent toll-like receptor signaling pathway. NCBI's taxonomy places the organism in Eukaryota, Metazoa, Arthropoda, Insecta, Hemiptera, Phylloxeridae. The record is from RefSeq and is a predicted model, not a curated record. Gene Ontology annotation, molecular function: Toll-like receptor binding; TIR domain binding. Gene Ontology annotation, cellular component: plasma membrane.